Molecule: messenger RNA, 4026 nt
Organism: Myotis brandtii (Brandt's bat)
Lineage: Eukaryota; Metazoa; Chordata; Mammalia; Chiroptera; Vespertilionidae
Gene: PIK3R2
Product: phosphoinositide-3-kinase, regulatory subunit 2 (beta)
Biological process (GO): insulin receptor signaling pathway; phosphatidylinositol phosphate biosynthetic process
Cellular component (GO): phosphatidylinositol 3-kinase complex
Molecular function (GO): 1-phosphatidylinositol-3-kinase regulator activity; protein binding
Source: RefSeq, a predicted model, not a curated record
GGUGGUGGAGGAGGAGGAGGAGGAGGAGGAAUGCUCCUACCCUCUAACCCUCUGCCGGGCAGAGGGCCUGCAUGGUCGGUGACUUUCUUAGAGCCAUCCAAGCAACUCCCCACUUUCAAGCCUUUGCAUGUGGCCAGUGCCUGCUUCUGUCUUUAGUGGGGACCUGCCCUCUAGAAAAGCACCCCCCACCCCAACCUCUCAGAAGGACUGAACCUGCAGAGCUGAGACUGGGAAUGUGUUUGCUGAGCUCUGUCUCCCUGACUGGGGACUCCUGGGGGUUGGUCACCCUGCAAGCAGCAGCCUCUCCACGGGCAGCUGCAGGGCCCUCCUGCCAGCCACCUUUCACUCUGGGGCUGAGGUCUUCUCAACCUCCCACCGACCUGCUUAUGUUCUGAGCACCUACUGUGGGCCCUGCGCUGAGUCAGCCAGGACUCCUGUUCAUCUGUUCAUGUCUCCUUUGCAGAGAUCAGAGAUCCCUUUGCCUGUGGGAAGGUGGGGUCAGCAUCCCCUGGCCCCCUGCCGAGCAUGGUGACAGCCUGUGCCCUCGGCCCCCUCAUGUGGCACAGCUGGAAGAACCGCCAGCCUCGGGCGCCUAUGGCCUACCACGUGAGAGAGUGAGGGAGUGAGGGAGUGGCCUGGCCCAGUCCAGCCCUUUGGAUUGAGGGGGCUUCACAACCACUGAGUGACCAGAGAACACACUGCCGAUCCCCUCCCACCAGUUGGUGAAUGAUGGGCGGAGCAACGAGUGACCCUUGUGAGGGUUAUGGAAUAACGACAGAAGACAAGGCAUGAGCAUCCCCUGUAGUCACCUGUAACUUCUUGCUGGAAACAGAGGUCUGAGCACCUCAAGCCAACCCAGUGGACCCACCUGCCCCCACCCAGCUGAUGGGGCCACUGGGGCCCCGCGCAGCCCCCUGACCACACAGACCCCCCUGCCCACCAUGGCUGGCGCUGAGGGCUUCCAAUACCGUGCACUGUACCCGUUCCGCCGGGAGCGGCCAGAAGACCUGGAACUGUUGCCCGGUGACGUGCUGGUGGUGAGCCGGGCAGCCCUGCAGGGGCUGGGUGUGGCCGAGGGCAGUGAGCGCUGCCCGCAGAACGUGGGCUGGAUACCUGGCCUCAAUGAGCGAACUCGGCAGCGCGGUGACUUCCCUGGUACCUACGUGGAGUUCCUGGGGCCUGUGACCCUGACCCGGCCUGGCCCUCGCCCCCGUGGCCCCCGUCCACUGCCUGCCAGGCCCCAAGAGGGGCCCCCUGAGCCAGGCCUCACGCUCCCUGACCUACCUGAGCAGUUCUCCCCACCUGAUGUGGCUCCCCCACUGCUGGUAAAGCUUGUGGAGGCCAUUGAGCGGACAGGGCUAGACAGCGAAUCCCUCUACAGGCCCGAGCUGCCGCCCCCGUGCACAGACUGGUCCCUGAGCGACCUAGAGCAGUGGGACUCGGCAGCCCUGGCCGAUGGCAUCAAGGGCUUCCUGCUGGCACUGCCUGCGCCCCUUGUGACGCUGGAAGCCGCGGCAGAGGCCUGCCGUGCCCUGCGAGAACAAGGGGUGAACCUGGCCUUCAGGAAGACCCCCCUCCGAGGACUUGGGGCCUGGACCGGAGGAGAGGCACCUGUGUGGUGCCUGGACCUUCCCUUCCAGGUGCUGGACUCCUCAGCGCGGGUGUAUUUACUGAGCGUGCACUGCACAUACAUAAGCAACAGUUGGCUUCCCACACCUGCUUGGUCAUCUGCCCUGCUUCCCAGCUUUCGUGUGUGCUCACGCAGGACUGAGCCCAACCCCGACUUCCCAGCUCUGCUGGUGGAGAAGUUGCUUCAGGAGCACCUGGAGGAGCAGGAGGUCGCACCCCCAGCUCUGCCACCUAAACCACCUAAAGUCAAGCCCGCCCCAGCAGGGCUGGCUAAUGGGGGGAGCCCGCCCUCUCUGCAGGAUGCUGAGUGGUACUGGGGUGACAUUUCCAGGGAGGAGGUGAACGACAAACUCCGGGACACACCUGACGGCACCUUCCUGGUCCGAGAUGCCUCCAGCAAGAUUCAGGGAGAGUAUACCCUGACCCUUAGGAAAGGUGGAAACAACAAGCUAAUUAAGGUCUUCCACCGCGAUGGGCAUUAUGGCUUCUCGGAGCCGCUCACCUUCUGCUCCGUCGUGGACCUCAUCACCCACUACCGCCAUGAGUCCCUGGCCCAGUACAAUGCCAAACUAGACACACGGCUCCUGUACCCCGUGUCCAAGUACCAGCAGGACCAGAUUGUCAAGGAAGAUAGCGUGGAGGCAGUGGGUGCCCAGCUCAAAGUCUACCAUCAGCAGUACCAGGACAAGAGCCGCGAGUAAGACCAGCUCUACGAGGAGUACACACGCACCUCCCAGGAGCUGCAGAUGAAGCGCACCGCAAUCGAGGCCUUCAAUGAAACCAUCAAGAUCUUCGAAGAGCAGGGCCAGACUCAAGAGAAGUGCAGCAAGGAGUAUCUGGAGCGCUUCCGGCGUGAGGGCAAUGAGAAAGAGAUGCAGAGGAUCCUGCUGAACUCAGAACGGCUCAAGUCUCGCAUCGCCGAGAUCCACGAGAGCCGCACGAAGCUGGAACAGGAGCUGCGGACACAGGCCUUGGACAACCGGGAGAUCGAUAAGCGCAUGAACAGCCUGAAGCCAGACCUCAUGCAGCUGCGCAAGAUCCGAGACCAGUACCUGGUAUGGCUCACCCAGAAAGGCGCCCGGCAGAAGAAAAUCAACGAGUGGUUGGGAAUCAAAAAUGAGACUGAAGACCAGUAUGCACUGAUGGAGGAUGAGGAUGCUCCCCACCAUGAGGAACGAACCUGGUAUGUGGGCAAGAUCAACCGCACGCAGGCUGAGGAAAUGCUGAACGGCAAGCGGGAUGGGACCUUCCUCAUCCGUGAGAGCAGCCAGCGGGGCUGCUACGCCUGCUCUGUGGUGGUGGACGGCGAUACCAAGCACUGCGUCAUCUACCGCACGGCCACUGGCUUGGGUUUUGCGGAGCCCUACAACCUGUACGGGUCUCUGAAGGAGCUGGUGCUGCAUUACCAGCACACCUCCCUCGUGCAACACAACGAUGCACUUACCGUCACACUGGCCCAUCCCGUGCGAGCCCCGGGUCCCGGUCCACCCCCGGCCGCCCGCUGACUCAUACAGAGCAGGACUCCAUCUAUCUGUCUGUCUGUCUGUCUUCUUUGUGAACCUUUCUCUGUCUCAAUCUCUCCCUUGCUUUCUCUGAGUCUCUCUCUUCCUGUCACUCUUUCUACCCCUGUCUCUGUCCUCUCUCUCUUAGUCUCUGUACCUCUAUGUCACUGUUAGAGGAGCAUACCUCCUCCACCCCAUGCCCCCUUUCCCCAUGGGCACUGCCCUCCCCCGGCUCUGGCUGCCCCCACCAGUUCCUACGGUUCCCCCAAGCGCCCCCUGCCUGCACCUGCCAUGUUUACAAAGGCCCCUGGGGUGCUCAGCCCCAGCCUGGUGCCCUGAUUUUUAAGCCAUAGACCUGGGGUCCGGGCAGGAAGAAGGCAGGAAGGAACUUCGCUGGGCCACUUCCAAGAACCUCAGCUGUGACAUUCGGGGCCGGGCGGGUCCCGAUGCCCCACAGACCCAACUUCCCCUCCAAACCCUGAAGUGAAACCCGCACCGGUUACCCCCUCAUGGAGCUGCUGCCCAGAAGCCCUCCCCCGCUAAAAGCAAAAUGAUUAAAAAUAACCUCAAGAGCGGGGCCCUCUCUGACCCCAGGCUUCCCAGGAACCGAGGCUGCCGCAGGGACUGCUGGGCCAGCCGAGAGGCACCGCUGCCCACAGCACCUCCGCUCGAUGCAGUUUCAAGGCUUCUCCUUGAUCAUGUUGGGUUCUGAUUUUGUUUCCUUGACUGUAAACCCAUUUUCUCCUCUUUUGGGACAAGAACCCCGGUUUUCUAUGCUGCCAUGGACCCCACCCCCCCCUCCUGGCCCCCCCCCCCCCCUGCCUGCCCAGCUAGGCUGGCAGGUGGGUUUUGUAUGGUACGUUGAUACUGAUGUGGAUAUAAAACAUUGAACUCA